AUGACAGUGGUGCUUCAGACGGCUUCUUAUCAAAAUCCCGGUCCCGCCGUGGGCCUUACCAUCAGGGUGAUUGGUUCCGUAGAAAAUAUAUCCUCUUAUGUUGAGGUUAUAUUUGUUUGUGAGUUCGAGGCGGAGAUGGAAAAACUCCACAUUGCAAUAGCUGGAAUCAGCGAGAUGAGGUGGGCUGGCAGUGGGGAAACAACAACAUCAGAUAGCAAUCUAGUCCUACACUGUGGCAACAGUGACGGCAAUAGAUAUGGAGUGGGAAUUUUCGUGCCCAAGCGCAUGAAAAAGGCACUGGUUUCCUGGGAACCCAUUUCUGAUAGAAUCAUGACAGCCAGGUUCAGAUGUAGAGCUGGAUACAUAAACGUUACUCAAUGCUAUGCCCCGACGGAAGACGCAAACGACGACGCCAAGGACGACUUCUAUAAUGCCCUUACAGCAACCCUCAGUAAGCUACGGCAAGGUGACACUAACAUCCUCAUGGGUGACUUCAAUGCAAAAAUUGGCCCCAACAACACCGGACUAAGAUCUGUCAUGGGCCAGCAUGCAACUGGGACUCGCAACGAUAACGGAGAGAGAUUAGUGGAACUCUGCCAGCUAUUCCAACUGGUCAUCGGCGGCACAAUAUUCCCACACAAAGAUGUCCAAAAAUACUCUCCAAGUGGUAAUACGCGCAACCAGAUCGACCACAUAUGCAUUAGCAGGAAAUGCAGACACUCGCUACUGGACGUACGGAACAAAAGGGGAGCAGCCAUAGACAGUGACCAUGAGUUUGUCAUUGGAGAACUUUCAAUAAAGCUCAACCGCAACCACUCAAGGAACACUGGCAACAGUCAACACCGGCGAGCGCCCCCUCUGAACCUGCACCUCCUUAGCGACUACUACUACUCUGAAGACGAGAAGCUGAUCCCCCUAGAAGACCACCCAUGGGAGCACACCUGCAGGCAACUAAGGACCACGGCGGAGGAAAUACUCGGCCUGCAACAACGCGGAAGAUCGGACUGGAUAUCUGAAGGGACCUGGGACCUGAUUAGAAGGAGGAACCACCUGAAGCCUCUGACGGACCAGCUCAUACAGUACCGUGAGGAGUAUCACGGACUAUGCAGAGCGGUUAAAAGGUCGGCCAGAAAGGACAAAAGAGCAGAGCUAGAUAGACUUGCGGCAGACGCAGAACGAGCAGCCGGCGAGAACAACAUGCGCUCGCUAUACCAGCAGAUUGCACGAUGGCGCCAACACUUCAUGGGAAUUAGCCACACCACAUCACCAAACGUGGCCAUAGACUACAGGAGUGUUGUGCCGCCAAGUGGGAGUAGCAGGAUACCCUCUGCACCCCCGAAUGUAAGAGAAAUCGUGAAUGCAAUAAAGAAGCUGAAUCACAACAGGGCAGCUGGCGAAGACAACAUACCAGCCGAAUUGCUUCAAGUUGACACCCAACUGAUGGCUGAAAUAUUGCAUCCACAUCUCUCACGCAUAUGGGAAGGCGAGACGGUGCCAGCCUCCUGGAAAAGCGGAAUCAUUGUGAAACUUCCCAAAAAAGGCGACCUUAGUGACUGCAACAACUGGAGAGGGAUAACACUGCUCAACACCUGCUACAAGGUCUUAGCUACACUUCUGAACGAACGCCUCCAGGAAAAAAUUGAGCCAACAAUCCGAGACGAACAGGCAGGCUUCAGACCAUACAGGAGUUGCUGGUGGAUGAAGAUGUCUCCAGUCGUCUUGGCAAAGCCCGCUCAGCAUUUGGGAGAUUAUACCGCAUAUGGAGAGACCGACAAAUCAGCCGACGAACAAAGAUCAGGAUCUACAAUGCGUGUGUGA
Molecule: messenger RNA, 1818 nt
Organism: Drosophila santomea
Lineage: Eukaryota; Metazoa; Arthropoda; Insecta; Diptera; Drosophilidae
Exons: 4
Coding region: 1-1818 (605 amino acids)
Molecular function (GO): catalytic activity
Source: RefSeq, a predicted model, not a curated record